Lycium ferocissimum is the source of this 2882-nucleotide messenger RNA. Its product is annotated as two-component response regulator-like APRR1. Gene Ontology annotation, molecular function: protein binding. NCBI's taxonomy places the organism in Eukaryota, Viridiplantae, Streptophyta, Magnoliopsida, Solanales, Solanaceae. The coding region runs from base 711 to 2369 and encodes 552 amino acids. The record is from RefSeq and is a predicted model, not a curated record. The transcript has 6 exons. Gene Ontology annotation, biological process: phosphorelay signal transduction system; cytokinin-activated signaling pathway.
CCUUCACUUUUUCUUUUCCACAUUCCACGUAUUACAUUCCACUAUCUUACGCCGCGUUCCAGCUACGCCCAUUUCAUCCAAUCAUCACCGUUCAUCCUCCUCACUCUACGGUUCAGAUAUUUUCACUUCCAACGCGGCGCACUUUAGCCAUCGCCAUCUACCUAAAAAGUGCUACUAUUAAAAUAUUUAAAUUUUUCGUCGGCCUCAAAAAAGCUCGAACUUUCUGACGACCACUUAGAACCUUACGAGCCAGAGAGUAGACUCUUCAUUUUUUUUUUUCUAACUUAAGUCUUACUUUAGGUAGGUAAAACCGAUUAGAAAUUGUGUACAGAUUUAGUAGUUGUUGCUAACGGGCGCCGGAUCGGUCGGAAAAACGAUGUGGAUUGUGAAUUUAUGUUGUUUGCCGGUCGUUGAUAACAUCCGAUCUAUAUAAUUGUACUAAUUUAUGAUGUGUUUGUUUAGGACAGUAUAAGAGAAGAAAUACUGUUGUUUUAGAGAUGUAUAUGCUUGCGUUGGAUAAGAUUGACUAGGUGAUCUACUAAUGAAACCAGCUGAAUUAGAAACCCUAACUUCAUUUUUUCUACUUUCUAAUUUUUACUUAUAGUGAAGAGAGGAAAGUGCUUUUAAUGGUGGUUUUGUAGUGAUAAUAUAGGGGGAGUGUGGUGUUUAGAGCUGGAAUUUGUGAAGGUUGUUGAUUUUAAGUAUUGAUUAUGGAGAAGAAUGAGGUUGUUAAGAGUGGUGAUGGGUUUAUUGAUAGGAGUAAAGUGAGGAUUUUACUGUGUGAUAAUGAUGCUAAGAGCUCGCAGGAAGUUUUUACGCUCUUGUGCAAGUGUUCUUAUCAAGUAACUUCAGUAAGGUCACCCAGACAGGUGAUUGAUGCACUGAAUGCUGAAGGACCUGAUAUCGAUAUCAUCCUUUCUGAAGUUGACAUUCCUAUGGCCAAAGGAUUCAAGAUGUUGAAAUACAUUAUGAGGGAUACAGAACUGCGGCGCAUACCUGUGAUCAUGAUGUCGUCACAAGAUGAAGUCUCUAUUGUCGUCAAGUGCCUCAAAUUCGGAGCAGCUGACUACCUUGUAAAGCCUCUCCGCACUAAUGAGCUGUUGAACUUGUGGACUCACAUGUGGAGAAGAAGGCAAAUGCUUGGACUAGCAGAGAAGAACAUCUUAAGUUAUGACUUUGAUUUGGUUGUAUCAGAUCCCAGUGAUCCUAAUACAACUAGCACAACUCUUUUCUCUGACGAUACUGAUGAUAAGUCCCGGAAGAGUGUUAAUCUGGAAGCAUGUCCCUCUAUUCAGCUAGAAGACGAGAUCAAUGCAGUCACCACUGCUGCUGCUGUAGAGACUGUGGCUGUGGUUCCAUUUCAGUGUCGGUAUAAUGUGCCAGGAACUUAUGAUCGCCAGACAGGACAAAUUUCUUCUUUUCCUAAGAAGAGUGAACUGAAGAUAGGUGAGUCCUCAGCUUUCUUUACCUACGUCAAAUCAGGCAUGCCUAAAAGCAAUGACCAAGGAACAAACUCUACCCAUGAAAAUGUGGCUCACCAAUCAAGGAUGGAAGAGAAGACUAAUGCAGCCAUAGAACAUUUAGAGAUUGAAAAUCAAAUGCAAGUUAAUGGCGAUGCAGUUGAAAAUCAUUCACAAGGUGAUGACUGUCCAAGUAGUAACAGUUUCCCAGACUCGUAUUCCAUGGAAAGGUCCUGUACUCCCCCUUUAUCACUAGACUUAACGCAACAAAGGAACUCAAAGAUGGAGGAGUUCUCGCAGGUGUACAUGCAUCCGCGCAAUGAAGCUCAGCGUGAUGCUGUGAAUUUUCAUGCUCAAACUGCUUAUUCCUAUUUUAUGUCUGGAGCAAUGAAUCAAGUCAUGAUGCCACCACCACCACAAAUGUAUCCGAAGAACAUGCAAGAUCUCCACAACCAUGCCAAUUCAGCUGUGUUACCUCAAUACAAUCAUAUGCCACCAUGUCCCCCUCAUAUGCAUGGGAUGGCAUCAUUUCCUUACUACCCUAUGGGCCUAUGCUUACAACCUGGUCAAAUGCCAGCACCGCAUCAGUGGCCUACGAUUGGAAAUUCGCCUUCGGCUGAAGGUAAGGGGAGCAAAGUUGAUCGUAGAAAGGCAGCACUGAUGAAGUUUAGACAGAAGAGAAAGGAAAGAUGUUUUGACAAGAAAAUCAGGUAUGUUAACCGAAAAAAACUGGCAGAACGGAGACCUCGUGUGAGAGGACAGUUUGUGAGGAAGGUCAAUGGUGUGAAUGUCGAUCUUAAUGGGCAUCCUGCUUCAGCAGAUUAUGAUGAUGAUGAAGAGGAGGAAGAGGAUGAGGAACAAACAGGAAAUUUUGAUUCACCUGAGGAUGAUCCAUCGAUGUGUCUAUGAUGAUUGCAAUCUUUUGGUAGUUUUCCCUGUCAUUUAAUGGCUUGUGUUCUCAGAAUUACCUGUGCUAGUGAGCUAUUAUACCUUGAGGAUGAAUGCAGAAAGACGCUUCAGUUUUGGUCAACAUGCCCACAAGUGGAGCAGGCUUGCUUUUUGACUUGCCAUCAGAGACUUGGUCUACAUGAUCAGUUGUGCAAUGAGAUAUUAAGAAAUCCUCCUGCUCCUACUGCUUUUCAGCAUCAUGUAACUAUGUGUUAGCAAGUUAAAAAUAUAUAAAGCUAAAAUCAAAAUUCUAGAGAAGCCGUCUGGACAGGAGAACUUAAUUGUGUUAUAGUGUCUCUGACUUUUCCCGUCUAAUGUCACUGCAAUUUAGGAUUGUUGAAUCUAUGUUGGAGUGAAGAAGCCAGAGCCUGUGAUUUCACAGUCAAGCAAGGUAAUGAGAUCGCAGUGACAUCUUUCUGGGAAUUGUUUUGAAUUUUACAAUAUAAAAAAAAUGGAGGCUGUAUGUUACAGAUA